Hippocampus zosterae (dwarf seahorse) is the source of this 4463-nucleotide messenger RNA. RefSeq lists its product as uncharacterized. Bases 18 to 986 code for a protein of 322 amino acids. NCBI's taxonomy places the organism in Eukaryota, Metazoa, Chordata, Actinopteri, Syngnathiformes, Syngnathidae. The record is from RefSeq and is a predicted model, not a curated record. The transcript has 2 exons.
GGACUCCUUUUGGAGUGAUGCCACUUGGAUAUCUCUUGCCUGUUCGUGCUCUUCUCUUAGCCCCACCUGCUUCUGGGUCUCUGUGUACUCUUUUUGGGAAAUGGGCUCUUGCGUUUCACUUGCCUGAAAAUAUUUCUCUUGGAGCUCUGUCUGUUUCUGGAUCUCUGUGGACUCUUUUUGAGGCAGAGGCUCUAGGUUUUCGCCCGCUUGAACAAGUUUCUCUCUUAGUUCCGUCUCUUUCUGGGUCUUGGUGGACUCCUUUUGGAGUGAUGCCACUUGGAUAUCUCUUGCCUGCUCGUGCUCUUCUCUUAGCCCCAUCUGCUUCUGGGUCUCUGUGUACUCUUUUGGGGAAAUGGGCUCUUGCGUUUCACUUGCCUGAAAAUAUUUCUCUUGGAGCUCUGUCUGUUUCUGGAUCUCAAUGGACUCUUUUUGGGGUGAUGGCACUUGGAGAUCUCUUGCUUGCUCGUGCUCUUCUGUUACCUCCAUCUGUGUCUCUGUUGACUCUUUUUGGGCUAUGGGUGCUUGUGUUUUACUUGCCUGAAAAUAUAUCCAUUGUAGCUCCGUCUGUUGCUGGAUCUCGGUGGACUCUGUUUGAUGCAGAGGCUCUUGGUUUUCGCUUGCUUCAAUAUCCUUCUCUUGUAGCUCCAUCCGUUUCUGGAUCUCAUUCGGCUCGUUUUGGGCUUUUGGCACCUGGUUUUCUACUGGCUGCAUAUGGUGUUCUAAUAGCUCCAUAUGUCUCUGGCUCUCAGAUGACUCUUUUUGGGAAAUGGUGUCUUGUGUUUCCCUUGCCUGAAAACGUUGUUUUCGUAGCUCCAUCUGUUUCUGUAUCUCAGUGGACUCGGUUUCUGGCAGGAGCUCCUGGUUUUCAAUUGCCUGAAGCUGUUUCUCCAAUAGCUCCGUCUGCUUCUGGGUCUCAGUGGGCUCGUUUUGGGGUAAUGGCACUUGGAUAUCUCUUGCCUGGUCACACUCCUCUGUUAGCACCAUAAGUUUCUGGGUCUCAGUUGACUGUUCUAGGAGUAUGGGUUCUUGUGUUUCACUUGGCUGACAAUAUUUGUCUUGCAGUUCCGUCUCUUUCUGGAUCUUAAUGGACUCUUUUUGAGGUGAUGGCACUUGGAUAUCUUUUGCCCGCUCAUGCUCUUUUGUUACCUCCACUUGUUGCUGGGUAUCGGUGGACUCUUUUUGAGUUAGGGGCUCUUGGUUUUUGCUUGCCUGAACACGUUUUUCUAGUAGGUCCGUCUGUUUCUGAUCUUCAGUAGACUCUUUUUUGAAUACUGGCUCCUCUGUUUUUGGCUUCUGACAAUUCUUCUUGGUCAGUGCUGCGGAAUUUUGUAUCCCAUCUGGCUCUUCUGGGAAGGAGGGCUGUACAGUUUGUUGUACCUGAACAUUUUCCUCAGGUAUCCCUGUCUGCUUAUGGUUGUCAACUGAAACUACUGAAUCCAGUGCCAGAAUGGCAUUCACACUAACCUCACUUUGCUCUGUUGUUUUAAGAGAAGCAAGGGGGUCUAGUAGGGACAGGGGUUCUUCUGUAUCUCUUUGGGAUAGUGGUUCUUCUACCUUUGGGAUCUGCAAAUCUUCCUCGUUUGUCAUUAUGUCUUGGUACUCUCGUAGAUCUGUUUGGGAUCGAGCUCCCUGUGGCUGAACUCCUUUCUCAGUUGGAUUUUUUUCUUUUUGCUUGUCAGCCGGCUCCAUCUGGUGGAAGGAAGAUUGCACUACAAAGGUUUGAUGACCUUCCUUGGUUGGCUCUGGGUCUUUAUGACUAUAUUUUGAGGUACAGGGUUCCUCUUUUGCUACCGGUGCCUUACCAGCUUCAUCAGUUGCUGCCAUUGACUCCUCUGCUUGCAGGGCCCAAAUGCUGUCUUCUUUUUCCUCCAAACGUUCUUGAAAUCGGGGGACCUCUAAACAUUGUGGGGUAGCUUCUUCAUGUAAUUCCUCUGCCAAAGUCUCACUUAUGCAAGCAUGCUCCCUGUCUAUUAAUUCCGUAUUUCCAUCAAUUUCCCCAAGUUCAAUGUCUCUUGCUUCUUUUAAGACUGUUUGCCCCAAGGUCUCAAUUUGGUUCUCCUUUACAUGUGGAACGAUCUCAUGACGCAUCACUGCAUAGUGCUCAUGCAUGACGUCCUCAACACCCAAGGAUGUGGAGAGAAAUUCAACCCCUUCAAUAUUUCUGUUACCAAUGUCUAUGUCUGCGUUUUCUCUUAUCCCAAUCUUUGACAUCUGAUCCAAGCUCCUUUCUGUCUGUUUGGUGUUCAUUUGGACUACUUGUACUAGAUUGCUGGGGUUGGCCUCCAUCACUGUUGCUGGCACAUGCAUCAUCACAGCCUCAUUGCUGAUCCGUGCCAUCUCUGCCAAGUCAUCAGUCAUCAUUGGUGAUUCAUUCACAGUGGUUUCUGUGGAUUCUGGUACUAUAGAUACCAUGAGGGUUUCUUGUUUGCAAGAUGGUCUCCUAAUCAGAUCAGGUCGUGCAGUUGAGACUUCUUUAAAACGGCACGUGGUCAUUUGAGUCACCAGAGCGUACUCGCGUGUAGCAAUUGUCGCCUCUACAUUUGGUAGAUCACAGUUUUCUCCCAUAGUUCGGUUUUCCACAUCACUUGCACGUGCCUCAAGUUUGACUUUGUCUGCAAGACUUCCACAAACGUCAGGGAUUUCUUCAAUAAUGACAUUUUCAAGACUCUGGGCGCACUUUUUUUCCUCCUGGUGUAAGCAUAUAUGUGCUUCUGUGACAUGUAGUGUGCCACCUUCCUCUCCCUCUCCUUCAUCAGCUGUGAUCUCUGGUUCCAAAUUAUUCUGCUCAUCUAAAGCCUGAUCCGGUGGAGGCUUUGUUUGAUCUACCUCCGAAACAAUUUCUCUCUCAGUUUCUGGUUUGGGAAUUUCCUCUUCCAAUGUUUCCUUUGAAAAUGCUCGAGUGAUGCUUUGUUGAUUGAUCACCAGUCCAGACAUAGCCACCCCCUCCACUGUUUCUGUCUCAUCUGGAGGAACUUCUUCCAGCUCUUGGACCUCCUCCCUUACGGUUAGCAGUGCUUCUGUUUCAACACUGUAUUUCAUUCCUUCAUUCUGGUUAUCGUCACUUUUCUUUGCCAGAGUACCCUCUGUCAAAAUGGUUACUUGUGAACACAAACUCAUGUUUGUGUUCCCUGGCUGGAGAGUUAAUUCAGACAUUGGCUCUGCACCCUCCUUGAGUUCGCUUGGGAGGCUCUCCUCUACCAGAAUACCUUCUGUUGUUUCUUCAGACUGAAGUAAUUCCACAUUGGCUUCUUCCGAUGCUAAGACUUCAGACAUUUUUAUGUUGUCCGUUUCAUUCACCGUUUCGUCGUCGUCUUCCUGUGCGUCCGCAUUCAUUUCAGUUAGCGCAACCGCCUCCUCUUUAACUUCAACUGAAACUUUUCUCUCGUCAGCAAUAUCUUCCGUUGUUGCCUUUCCCUCUUCUGCCAUAACUUGGUCUGCAUUCGGUUCUGUUUUGAUUACAUCCACUGCUUUCUGGUUACUCUCUGCUUGAACUUCAGUCAACCGCAUUGUCUCCUCUUUGAGUUCUUCCGUUAUCUGUAUUUCUGCAUUGAUGGUUUCUUCUGCCACAACCGAGUCGGUUUGGAUUGAUUGUUUCGAUUGUGUUUCUUCUAUUUCUUUCCCUCGUUCAAUUUCAGAUGCACCCACUGCCACCUCGUCAUCUUUUGCUGACUCAAUAAUGGUUUGAAGCUGAGGCGCCAUCUUCUCCCCGCAUUCUUCUGUCAUGGUUUUUGUUGGAUGGAUGUCUUCUCUUACUUCUUUGUGGUCAUCUGAUUUUGCGCAUUUUUCUUGUACUACUUCCCGUUCAGGACUAAGGUCAGAUUUGGCCUGCUGGUCUGCGCUAACUGGUUCAUCCUCAGUGAGAGGCGCAGGUCUGUAUUUCGCUUCAGCAAUCAAUGUUUCUUGUGCAAGUAUACUUUCUGAUAUGUCUUCCGCUUUAACUGACAGGUCUCUUCCUUCUAUGUCUUUGUCUUCUUGUACGAAUUUGAUUUGAGUCUCGUUUAUAGUGUUUUGGUCUUUUGCUGUUUCCUCAGCGUCAGUUUCCGGCAGAGGCAUGUUGUCGUCUUUCACUUCUUCCCCUGGAUGGUCUUCUCCAUGAAUGUCUUCUUUGAGUUCAUCGUGUUGGACGUCAGCUCUAUCCGAUUCAAACUGUGUUUUUGGUGUUGCCACUAAUUCUUUGUGUUCCUGAAUAGAUUCAAUUUCAGGUCCAACCAUUGCUUUGUCCAGAGGCGGUCCUGCAACUGUCUUGUUGUCUGCUUCUGCUUUCUCUGAUACGCGCGAUGUUGCUUGUACAGCUUCUAUUUCGUCUGCGGAUGUCUCCACGGGCUCCUUUGCGACAUCUUUGUUUUCUGGUUCUAUACUAAUAUCAGUUAGGAGCUCAGUCAUCUCUUUGAGUUCACUCACAACCGUCUCGGAAAGCAUUUCAUCUUCGUGUUUUUCAUUUUUCAUUUCAUUCUUCGUGUUUU